Molecule: messenger RNA, 1548 nt
Organism: Anthostomella pinea
Lineage: Eukaryota; Fungi; Ascomycota; Sordariomycetes; Xylariales; Xylariaceae
Source: the annotation of a GenBank genome assembly
AUGGUUCACUUGAGCAAGAUCGCCGGCGACAGCCAGACGGGCCCUGACCUCCCCGAGGCUGUCAAGAAGAUCAGUCUGCAGCUUAGCAAUGACGAGGACCGCUUCACAACGAGCAUCUACGGCUCCAAGUUCGCUGCCGAGGACCUCCCCAAGCACGAGAUGCCCGAAGGCGAGAUGCCCAAGGAGGUGGCGUACCGCAUGAUCAAGGACGACCUCAGCCUGGACGGCAACCCCAUGCUCAAUUUGGCCUCGUUCGUCACCACCUACAUGGAAGACGAAGCCGAGAAACUCAUGACCGAAGCCUUCUCCAAGAACUUCAUCGAUUACGAGGAAUACCCACAGUCCGCCGAUAUCCAGAACCGAUGCGUGUCCAUGAUUGGUCGCCUCUUCCACGUGCCCACAGACGACGGCGGGGACGCGAUUGGCACCUCGUGCAUUGGCAGCUCCGAGGCUAUCAUGCUUGGCGUAUUGGCUAUGAAGAAGCGCUGGAAGCUCAAGAGAAAGGCCGAGGGCAAGUCCACCGAGAACCCCAACAUCGUCAUGAGCUCGGCCGUGCAGGUGUGCUGGGAGAAGGCCACGAGAUACUUCGAGAUCGACGAGAAGCUCGUAUACUGCACCCCGGACCGAUACGUUAUCGAUCCCGAGGAGACCGUAAACUUGGUCGACGAGAACACAAUUGGUAUCUGUGCGAUCCUGGGAACGACCUACACUGGCGAGUACGAGGAUGUUAAGGCAGUGAAUGACCUGCUUGUGAAAAGGGGCAUCGACUGCCCGAUCCACGUUGACGCUGCCAGCGGAGGAUUUGUCGCCCCCUUCGUGGUGCCUGAUCUGGAGUGGGACUUCCGCCUUGAGAAGGUGGUUUCCAUCAAUGUGUCAGGCCACAAGUACGGUCUCGUUUACCCUGGUGUUGGCUGGGUCGUCUGGCGGGCUGCCGAAUUCUUGCCCCAAGAGCUGGUAUUCAACAUCAACUAUCUAGGCGCUGAUCAGUCAUCAUUCACAUUGAACUUCUCCAAGGGCGCUUCGCAGGUCAUCGGCCAGUACUACCAGCUCAUCCGACUGGGAAAGAAGGGUUACCGCGCCAUCAUGUCCAACCUGACCCGCACUGCCGACUACCUAUCCGAGUCCCUCGAAGCCCUAGGGUUCAUCAUCAUGAGCAAAAAGUCGGGCGAAGGCUUACCGCUAGUUGCCUUCCGACUGCCUGAAGAUAAGGACCGGCACUACGACGAAUUUGCUUUGGCGCAUAAGUUGCGCGCCCGCAGUUGGGUCGUACCUGCCUACACCAUGGCUCCUCAUACCGAGAACCUCAAGAUGCUUCGCGUCGUUGUACGGGAGGACUUUACGAAGAACCGAUGUGAUAUGCUGAUCAACGAUAUCAAACUCUGCCAGGGACUCUUGCAGGAUAUGGACAAGGACGAGGUCAAGAGGCAUAUGGACUUCAUCAAAACGCACAACGUGCACAGCCAUCACAACAAGAACAACCACCCCAAGUAUCGAAAUGAAAAGCAUUCGUUGCAAGGCAAGCACGGCAAGACCCACGCGGCCUGCUAA